CCAGGGAUCACUUGGCUUCAGAGGGUGAUCAAAAUGAUCUACAUGGAGGAAGAGUCAAGGCUAAAAUCCAGAGAAGAAGGGGACAUCUCGCAGAGAAAAGCAUCUUGCUCAUCAUUCGUGGGGAACGGAAAAGGUUUGGCAAUGCCUGCUGAAGUGAAAGAGGAGCAGAGUUCAGAGGGUCCUCCUCCUCCUCUGUUUUUGUCCCAGGAGGCUAAAGAAGCGACCUUUGAUAACCCGUCCACCAACGAAGAACUGGACACGCCCACCUCAAUCGCCUCAGUCAUGACCUCCACCAAUGAGAGCUCCACAGAGACAGACACCCCGCAGCAGACUGACACUGAGGAGUCCAAGGCUGUGGAACAAGAAGGUGUUGAACAAGAGGCUCCCAGUGAGACCCAGGAAUCCCUAGAGACCCAGCAGGAGAACAUCCAGACACCAGACACACCUGAGCUCACAACCACUCCAGAGGUUCAGGAAAUCACUCCCACUGAGCAGCCUGCUCUUGAAGCAAAAACGGAACCCUCCAAGACUGAAACACUGACAACUACGACCAGCAUCGCUACAACCCCGCACCCUGAGGUGGUACAGCAGCCUGGGGAGCCACAGCUGGUGAACCCAGACAGGCAGAGCAGAGUUUACACCCUCCCCGACAGCUACAGAGGCAUCAGCGGUGAUUUAUGUGCUGGGUAUGGAAGCCUGUCACGCACCACCCUCCACAGCUACUGGCCCGCCAAGAACUACCAGCCCGGGGCUCACUACACCUUACCUUUCCUGAGGGACAGCUAUGCUCCCGCAGGACUCAGCAGCCAAUCAGAGGAGGAUGUCAUCGGAGACAGGGGAGACAAUCCGCUGGACAUGAAGACUGACCACCCUGCUGCCAGUUACCCAACACUUGGGGGAAUCCACCAGUUCAGACCAAUUACAACCAUGGAGCUCCUCAGGGAGCCCUCGAGAACCAGAGGUGGCUAUGAUGAUGCCUUCAUGGCCCAGCUGGAGGGCAACCUGAAUCCUUUCUUCCAAGCAAUGUGUCGCGCUCAGACCCUGCAGUUCCCUCACAAACGCAGCAGCAUGGUCAGCCUGGACAGCAUCCGCAGAGACCCACGCUGGAGAGAUCCCAACCUGCAUGAGGUGAUCUCGAUGCUUACCCACCCAAUGGACCCAGUCAAGUCCAACGCUGCAGCCUAUUUACAACACCUGUGUUAUGAGAACGACCGCAUCAAGCAGGAGGUGCGCCAGCUGAAUGGAGUGCCGAUCUUGGUGGAAUUACUGGAUCACCCUAAAGCUGAGGUCCACCGUAAGGCCUGUGGAGCUCUGCGCAACAUAUCCUAUGGCAAAGACCACAAUAACAAAAUGGCCAUCAAGAACUGUGAUGGCAUCCAAGCUUUAGUCAGGCUACUGAGGAAGUCUAGCAGCAUGGAAGUCAAGGAAUUAGUCACAGGCACUCUGUGGAACCUCUCCUCACACGAGCCACUGAAGCUGCUGGUCAUUAACAACGGGCUUCAAACACUGACUGAUGAGAUCAUCAUCCCACACUCUGGGUGGAGAAGAGACUCAACCGACCCUUGCAAAUUGCUGAGUGCUGAGUGGUCCACAGUCUUCAAAAACACCUCUGGAUGUCUGAGGAAUGUCAGCUCAGACGGGGCAGAGGCUCGCCAGAGGUUGAGGGAGUGUGAGGGGCUGGUGGACGCACUCCUUCAUGCUCUUCAGUCAGCUGUUGUCAGCAAAGACACUGACAAUAAGUCGGUGGAGAACUGCGUCUGCAUCCUGCGAAACCUGUCCUAUCACGUCCACAAAGAGAUACCUGGAACAGAACGAUUUCAGGAGCCUCAUUCCCAUAAUCUGAUGAGGUCAGUGGGGCACCAGAAGAAGAAGACUGAACCAGACUGUUUUGGAGGGAAGAGACCCAAAGAGGAGUGGUUCAAUCAAGGUUGGAAAAAUGGAUUUAUGGACAGAAAAUACGGUACAUUGGAUUUACCAAAACGUACCGAGCAAAAUAAAGGCUUGGAGCUGCUCUACCAGCCAGAGGUUGUGAGGCUUUACCUGUCUCUUCUAACCUGCAGCCACAACCAUAACACCUUGGAAGCUGCAGCUGGAGCCCUGCAGAACCUCGCUGCAGGACAAUGGGCUUGGUCAAGCUACAUCCGUGCCACUGUGAGGAAAGAGAAAGGCCUUCCUAUCCUGGUGGAGCUGCUGCGCUCAGACGUGGACAAAGUAGUUCGAGCCGUGGCUAUUGCUCUACGCAACCUGGCGAUGGACAGAAGGAAUAAAGACCUAAUAGGAAGCUAUGCCUUGAGGGACCUGGUCGGUAAUCUGCCAUGUGGGCAGCAGCACCCAGCAAAGAACCUCGAGGGAGAUACAGUGGUGUCUAUUCUGAACACCAUCCAUGAGAUCAUCACAGAUAGCCCAGAGAAUGCCCGAGCGCUCAUACAGGGUCAUGCUGUGCAGAAACUAGUGGCUAUCAACAAGUCAAGCCAAUCAGCACGGGAGAUCAAGGCAGCUUCUCAUGUGCUUCAGACAAUCUGGGCAUACAAGGACCUGAGAAACACUCUGAACAAGGCAGGCUGGACCAAGAGCCACUUUAAGCCAACAACCACAGGAGUGACUAAAAAAUCCAAGAGCGGAAAGCAAGGCGGCGAUGACAUCACCUUGCCGCUCAUGGACAAAAAUCAAGAUGUUUAUUCCACCUUAGAGCCAAAUGAUAGAGUUGGGGAUGGAAAAGCGCCUGUUGUGGAAAGAGAUGCUCUCCAGGCGAUAAGUGAGAGAAAACACUUCAUCAGAGCUGGCAGGCCUGCUGUGGGCCUCAUGGAUAACAAACCUCCACCACUGGACUCAUGGGUGUAAACACAACAGCACGGCCAGUCAAGCCUGUUUAAUCCUGUAAAGACACUUCCCAUUGGUGAAAUACAGAUUUGUGCCAUUUGAUCAUUCUUGUACAGACAGAGAAAGUUAACCAAUUUAAAGAAUUUCCUUUAUUUACAGGAUAUAAUGUGCCAAACAUUUGCAUCUAUUUAUUAUGGAGGUUAUUUGGAAAUAGAUUUUAUGGAUUUUGUCAUUUAGGAUGAUGUUGAGUCUGUCUGAAGAACAUGAUGGAUUAAUUACACAUGAAAUAGCCUAAAUAUGCAAACUAUGGUUAACCAUGACUCCAAAGAAUAAAUUAUCCAUCUAAGAUUAAAAUUUUACUGUUAGACAGGUAUGAGAUCAUUUAUAAUACUUAUAGUUUGUCAAAUUAUUAAGCCUUAAAUGACAUAUGACAUCUGUUGAUGUAUCCCGAGGAGAGAUGAUGAUGUGAAAUAAUUUUAGAACUAUUUUUGGUGAGGGUGUGAGAUUAUAAAAACAUCCAGGUUAUUUGGAAAUCAGAGAAACCUGCCAUCAGAUUAGACUGUAUGGUCAUCAGCAAAUCCUCUCUGUUCCAUUUGUUUCAUGAUAGGGCAAAGGGAGUUGUAAAUGUGUAACAAAGGACUGUUAAUAAUCUAAAUGAAGGUAUUUAUAUUGUAAUAUUUAUUGUAAUACCCAUGUUAUUAAUUCAAGGUUAUGGAUGUGUAUUAGCUAAUACCAGUAAGUGAUCCUACAUUAAAUACAACUCUGCUUUGCAGUGGUCCUUUUUGCAUUGCGAUGUUGAAUGACAAAUGAAAAUAAACGAUGCGCAUAAUUUCUCA
Molecule: messenger RNA, 3656 nt
Organism: Notolabrus celidotus (New Zealand spotty)
Lineage: Eukaryota; Metazoa; Chordata; Actinopteri; Labriformes; Labridae
Gene: arvcfa
Product: ARVCF delta catenin family member a
Exons: 17
Coding region: 34-2841 (935 amino acids)
Biological process (GO): cell-cell adhesion; cell-cell junction assembly
Cellular component (GO): nucleus; cytoplasm; plasma membrane
Molecular function (GO): cadherin binding
Source: RefSeq, a predicted model, not a curated record